AGGACAGACCUGAUACUGAGGAGAUGAAACACCUAUGUACGUGUUCUGGACACACAGUAUCCCUGAACUCUGUAUAUGGAAAGAGAACGAUGGGGUGGAACAUUAUACAAAGCAAACUGGAAAAAAGCAAGGUUCUGAGGAAGAAAGAAGAAGUGCUAAAGAAACAGGAAGAAGCCUCCUGCUGAGAUAUGAUGAAGAGGGACUGAAAGUACUCCCCGUUCUCAAACCAUGGCUAAUGAAAUGACAUCUGGCAUCACCACGGCUCCUAGCAGCCCUAGUAACUUUACAACAACCACUGCUGCAGCCACAGAUAGUCCCAGCUUCAUUGACAGCAUCCUUAACAAAAUUCCAUUACCCCGAUGGGCUCUCAUCGCUAUAGCCGUUGCAGUAGGCCUCAUCCUCAUCCUGUUCCUCAUCUGCAUCAUCAAGUGCUGCUGUUGCAGAAAGAAGCGCAAGAAGAAGGAGAAACUCAACUUGGCUAGCAUCAAUGGCUCCUCCACUACAGCCAGUCUGGUCCAGCCUGAUACGGAAGACAUAGAAUGUGGACUGGACAAUGAGAAACGAGGACGGAUGCAAUAUUCCCUGGAGUAUGACUUCCGAAGUCAUGAGAUGAAGGUUGGAGUGAAGCAGGCAGCAGAUCUGAAGGCCAUGGACAGUGGCGGAACCUCUGAUCCCUAUGUGAUUGUCUACCUGACAUCUGAUAUGAAGAAGAAGUAUGAAACAAAGGUUUACCGUAAGACCCUCAACCCUGUUUUCAAUGAGAACUUCACUUUUCAGAUACCCCAAGCAGAGGUAGCUGAAUCUGCAUUGGUCAUGCAGGUGUAUGAUUUCAACCGCUUUUCCAAACAUGACAUCAUUGGUGAGAUGAGACUGCCUCUUGGUGAUGUUGACUUGCAGCAUGUCAUCGAGCAAUGGCAUGAGCUCACUGCAGCCAGCAAGAUUGAGCAAGAACACCUUGGGGAGAUUUGCUUCUCACUCCGAUACGUUCCCAGCACCAGCAAAUUAACCAUAGUCAUCUUGGAAGCCCAAAAACUCAAGCGGAUGGAUGCACAUGGAUUGUCAGAUCCCUAUGUCAAGGUGCAACUUCUUCUGAACAAAAAGAAGUGGAAGAGAAAGAAGACAAGCAUAAAGAAAAACACGUUAAGUCCUUACUUUAACGAGGCCUUCAGCUUUGAAGUGCCUUUCAACCUGAUUCAGAAUGUAGACCUGGUGAUUUCAGUCUGGGAUCAUGACAAAGUGACCAAGGAUGACCAGAUUGGCAAAGUGUUCCUCGGCUGCAGAGCUACAGGCAAUCAGCUGCGCCACUGGUCAGAUAUGCUGGCCAAUCCCCGCAGGCCUGUUGCACAGUGGCACAACCUGCAACCUGUGGAAGAAGUUGACAAAACCCUGGGGAGGAAGACCCGCUUCAAGCUGCCGCUACCCAGUAGCUAAACAAAGAGGUGGUUCUCUUGCGCUCUAUUCCUCUUGAUAAGACCACGGCCUGACCCAUCCUAGAGUCUGGAUGAAAAGACAAGUUUGCCAAGAGAGAGCUAAUAGUGGCUUCUGCUGUGUAAUACCAGAAUCAAUUGGAGAGGAAGCUAAAAGUGUCCUGUGCAAGAUAACUAAGUAUCCCUUUGGACCCCAGGUCAAGCAAAGAGCAGUCCAGGAUUCCAAAUACACCAGGACUGCAUGUGUCUGCCAUAAUAGAACAAAAGUACUGUUUCGUGUUGAUGGAGAGAAUAACAUGUGAUGCCCAUGGUUGUACUUUUGAUAUAAUAUGUAGUCAAUAAAACCUUGGAUUUAAAGCAAUGUGAUUAACAUGAUGUGGAGAGGGUGAUGUAUAUGGACUUGUGUAGAGCUGGUAUUUCCACCAAGCCUAAGGGGAAGAAAAAACUCAGAAAUAAAUAUAAUUGCAUGAUUAUUGUCCACCUUAAUACUUUAAAAAUCACAUUGAA
Molecule: messenger RNA, 1934 nt
Organism: Hemicordylus capensis (graceful crag lizard)
Lineage: Eukaryota; Metazoa; Chordata; Lepidosauria; Squamata; Cordylidae
Gene: SYT8
Product: synaptotagmin 8
Exons: 11
Coding region: 229-1431 (400 amino acids)
Biological process (GO): calcium ion-regulated exocytosis of neurotransmitter; regulation of calcium ion-dependent exocytosis; synaptic vesicle endocytosis
Cellular component (GO): axon; synaptic vesicle membrane; dense core granule
Molecular function (GO): clathrin binding; syntaxin binding; calcium ion binding
Source: RefSeq, a predicted model, not a curated record